AUGGGUCGACUACUGUGGAUUCUGGCUUUAUUUUUGGUUUUUACAGAAAUCGUUGAUGCGAAGAGGAUCAAGGCUUAUGACCGCUACAAAGCCGUCUACAACGAAACCACUUGGGAUGAUGAGGUGCAGCCGGUUCUGGAGCAGCUCGUCAGGGAGCAUCGUAAGAGCUCUCGCGAGAACGCUGAUGACGAUAUGUUGAAGGAAGCUGAUCCGGAAGUGAUUCAACCGGUGAAAAACGGGCCUCAGAUUAUCCAGGCUGGAACGGAUGAGCAGGCGGACAAGGUUGUGCCCCAAAUGCCGCUCGCCAGGAUCACGAUCAAGAAAUUGCGGCUGAAGAGGAAGACCAAACUCCACAAGAAGAAGCUGGCCGCCGACAAGCUUCGUCGGCUCAACAAGCGCCGCCCGGUUGCCAAGGCCGCAAAAAUCACGCGCAUUGAGGACUUACCAUUAGUGCGCCCUGGAGAUAUGGUCACCGGGGUCGAGAGAAACUCUGAGCACCAGCUUGACAUCAUCAGCACCAGGACUACCACCACUGAGUUGCCCAUCAAGUUUGAUGCCCGGGAUUUUGAUGCGACAGUCACCCUCAAGCCGGAAACCAUUUCCGGAGACCUAACGGCAUCAGAAAUCGACAGCAUCAUCGGCGAAACCAUCCUCCGACAGCCCGACUCCGAGUUUUCGCAGAACCUGGCGCGCAGCGUACACGCCCAGCCGUAUGCCCUCGGCAAAACCGAAUUUCGCCCGAAAAUCGCGCCCGUGACGAGGACUGCGGAGAUAGGGAAACCCUGGGCUGAUGUGGUCCGCAUCGACGAAUCGGAGCAUCACGUACUCGCCAAAUCCGUCCCGAUCCCCAGCAAAACCAUCCAACAAUUGAGCGUGGAAAAUGAGGAAAUCCUGAAGAACAUCGAAAAUCUCCUCGUGCCACGGCCUACGGCCCCAAACAAGGAGCUCCUCCUUCCCGCCGAGAUCCCGAUCAGCGAGGUUCCGCUCGAUGCCGGCGCGCUGGCCGAGGGAAAAAUUGUGUUCGAAUCGGAAAAAGCGUCCAGCGUUGAUCCGCUGCCCCUCUACGUCCAAGCGGCCACAAAGAAUAAU
This is a messenger RNA of Mesorhabditis spiculigera, 1089 nucleotides long. Lineage: Eukaryota; Metazoa; Nematoda; Chromadorea; Rhabditida; Rhabditidae. The record is from the annotation of a GenBank genome assembly.